Durio zibethinus is the source of this 381-nucleotide messenger RNA. Lineage: Eukaryota; Viridiplantae; Streptophyta; Magnoliopsida; Malvales; Malvaceae. The record is from RefSeq and is a predicted model, not a curated record.
AUAACAAUCACCGACUCUGGAGAAUCUUCAGACCAGCCACGCUUCAACUCUCUUUUCAGGGGCUUGCAAGUUUUUCUUGCUGAUGAUGAUGAUGUGAACUGUGCUGUGACUCGAAAGCUUCUCAAGAAGUUGGGAUGCAUUGUUUCUGCUGUGUCAUCUGGAUUUGAUUGGCUCAGUGCUAUUGGUCCAACCUCAUCUCCUUUUGAGAUUGUUAUUUUGGAGCUUCAGAUGCCUGAGUUGGAUGGAUUUGAAGUUGCAAUGAGAAUUCGAAAGUCACGAAAUCAUAGUUGGCCAUUGAUUGUUGCCAUGACUGCUAGCACUGAAAAGGAUAUCUAGGAAAAAUGUUUGCAGAGUGGAAUAAAUGAAAUUAUUCGAAAACCA